Messenger RNA from Oncorhynchus gorbuscha (pink salmon), 7425 nucleotides. RefSeq names its product linkage group 01 C15orf39 homolog (gene prmt2ip). The coding region runs from base 292 to 6723 and encodes 2143 amino acids. The record is from RefSeq and is a predicted model, not a curated record. The transcript is spliced from 5 exons. NCBI's taxonomy places the organism in Eukaryota, Metazoa, Chordata, Actinopteri, Salmoniformes, Salmonidae.
CUCCGACCCCAGCGGACUUCGAGCAGUUAACAGCACAGAUGAUGAAAACAUAUCGUCAUACUACGAUGUAUAUACCGCAUACAAGGCAAUGUAGAUCGCGUUCAGGAUUCCAAUCAUUUAACCUGACAUUUGAGUGAAUGACAUCAUUUGGUCUGGUAAAUCCUCGCCGUGCAAUCGGAAGCAGCAUGUUUCGAUUAGUUUAUCUGACUUCUGAGUGUUUUAUGGAUUCUUUGCGGGAAUUUUGUUCAGUAGUCUACUCAGAAUAAAGAGAACAGCCUCAAUUGCCGGGGCAUGGAUUCUACAAGGUGUCAAACAUUCCACAGAUCCGGGUCUAUUAUCGGACCACCACAGAGUCAACACAUGAUGAGCAACAGCAGUAAACGAGUCCAGCCAAGCUUCACUGACGUCCCGGUGGUCCAGAGCAAGAUGCCCCGGCUGGAAGGGCCCAUCAUUGGUAGCGUGGCAUCUACAGAGGCAGGAGGGCUCUCUAAACCAGCCAGCCUGGCUCACUACCCCUCUGCCCCCCACCACACACCCCAGACCCAGGCUCUGCAGAACAACAGGGCCUACUUCACCUAUGACCUUGGGGGUCACGACCUCUCUGACCCUGACCUCCAACCUUCCUGGAGCCCCUCUGAGGGGUUGCUGCUGAACAGGAGGAAUGUGGGGGUUUCCCCUCAGAGCGCGGAGGAGGGGUCGUUACGAAACCACAUAGUUUACAGUGGGACAGAGACCUUUUCUACUGAGAGUAGUAGUGUUAGUGGUAGUAACUCUGUCUCUGCGACUGCUCAGGACACUCCAGCUAAGCAGCGUUUUACCUACUACACCAGGAGCCCAGGCGGGCUGAGGAGUCCCACCAGCGGGCCUGGGACCAUCGCUAUGCCCAUUGCUGUGAGGAAGCAGCCCCCUGUUGGAGGACUUAGGCUCUCCCCUCAGUCUGAGAACUCUGUCUGUCUGAGUCUGGCUGUUCCCAAACCGCUCUACGGACACCCCUCCCCCUGCUGUUCUGAGCUGGGCUGUACUGUUGGACAGAGGCACAGUCUGGAGCAGAGGGGGGGAGUACACAGGAUCCAUCCCCAUCUUAAUGUGUAUGAGGGGUGGAUGUAUAGUCCUAGCUCCCACCACCACCCCAGGGCUCUGCAGCCGGAGCACGGUGUUGAGACAGAGAGACUAUCAGACAGAUUGCCUCUAAAAGAUGGCAAGGACCACCAACACCACCCCAAUGGAAUCUCCAACAGAGCAGCAUCGGCACAAAGGUUUCCUGUCUUCAUGGAACCAACCUACAGCAUUGGUUACCCAUAUUCCCCGGCCCGUGCCGUACUAAGCCCCUCCUCAUUUACAUGUGACCCCCUCUCUUCACAGUUAAGCUCCUCCCCCUAUGGGGCUGAUCAAUGCCAACGUCUACAAAUCCCCUCUAAACGUCCCACCUAUCACAGCUUGGUCUCUUCCCACCCCUCCUGCUCUUCCUCUCACCCCUCCUGCUCUUCCUCUCACCCCUCCUGCUCUUCCUCUCACCCCUCCUGCUCUUCCUCUCACCCCUCCUGCUCUUCCUCUCACCCCUCUUGCUCUUCCUCUCACCCCUCCUCCCAUCCCUCUCACCUCUCCUCCCACCCCUCCUGCCAUCCCUCUCAUCCCUCUUGCCAUCCCUCUCAUCCCUUCCACCCGACAACAUACAAACCCAUGAGCCCUUUGCACCAUGGCGUUCCGGUAACAUCACAGGUUUAUCAGGGCCGCUCUCCUCCCAAUGUGGCCAAAUACAGCCAGCUCCCAGUCACACAGCCCAUGUUUUACUACCAUCCUCAGGCAAAUGUGGAGGGAGAGAGUGAGAGUUGUGGAGCAGGGUUUAAAGAUGCAGGAGGAGGAAUGCACAGAGACUGGGAGGAUGUUAUGGUCCCUAAAGGUUCUAAACGACCCCUACCUCCCAGUCCCACCCAGACAGGACCCCACCUAGCUUCUCAUCUUCCCAGCAAAGCAACCCCCUCCCACUACCUUGUCACCCAGUCUAUGUACAGUACUGAUGUCCCCAUGUCUAGCCACAUGGCUCCUAGUAGCCACCCAUACCUCAGGAGUUUUGACCAGCCCUCCUAUCAUCAAUUGUACAGGAUGCCCCUGAAUGCAGCAGGUCAGAUGAGAACCCCUGCUAUAGCCCCAGAGAGACCCUGUGCCUCUCCAUCUCCCCCCAGCAGCCUACAGCGGACUGAGAGACCCCUGGACUACUCCCUGACUCAGUACAGAUCUCCAGUCACCUCUCCUCAGGUCUCCUCCGCCAGGAGACACCACCUAUCUCGGGGACACUCUGACUCCACACUCCCUGGAGCCCCACUGACUGUCUCCACCACACUGUCACGGGCUGACUAUGGCCAUCACAACCACCCAGCCAACCACCACCACCACAGCAACAACCAUGCUACUACAGCCAUGUGUACAACUGCUGUAAACUAUGGCAACCACAACCACCACACAACUACAGCCAACCAGAACAACCACCAACACACAACUACACGUAACCAUCACAACGCCACGUGUCGGGGAAUGACUGGUUAUACUGUAGUGAGGCUUCAAGACAGUCCUGUCCCUCAGUCUAAUGUGCAUGGAGACAUGAUCACUACUGGUACAGAAACACUGAAGAGAUGUGUCUCAGUCUCAGACCGACCCAUCAACAUAGACUCUCCCUCACCAAAAUACACACAGGACAAUGGGGAUGACGUCAUCGAUGUGGAACUGUAUCAGAAACGACAGAAGAUGAAGACGAAUGGAGAGGGAGAGAGAGCAGAGGGAUAUAGAGCAGAGGGAGGGAGAGCAGAGGUGAACGGAGAGGGAGGCGGACUCGAUAGCUGUCAGUCUCCCUCUCCUCCCAUGCCAGUCAUCAACAAUGUUUUCAGCCUGGCUCCAUACAAGGCUUACCUAGAGGCUGCUGGCAUGCUGUCUCUACCUGUUAGAGGAUCUCAGAAAACUGACAGCCAGCCUUCUGGACACUGUGUGCUCAAACCUGAGACCCAAUCAGACCCUCACAGACGUCAUCAACACAGACAGGAAACAGGCCCUACAUCUGACCCACACAGGCCUGAGAGAGACCCUGAACGAGAGGAAGGGAAGCCUGUAUCAAUCAAUCACAGGAUUGGUAACCAUGUAGUCCGACCAGCCUCAGAACAGCAGAGGCCUGUAGUCCAGCAGAGGAUUCUGGGUACUGUCAGAUCAGACACAACACAGAAGAAGCCUGUAGUGCCUGUUUUUAGUGAACCACCGCAGGAACCAGAGAGGGAGGUGGAAGUGAAGACUGACAAUUUGCAGAUUAAAGUCGUUAAGGAAGAGGAGGAGGAACCACAGCAAGAACCAGAAAGGGAGGUGGAAGUGAAGACUGAUGACGACAUGCAGACUAAAGUGGUUAUUAAGGAAGAGGAAGAGAUGGAGGUGGCAGCAGCAACAACAGAGCCGGGUGUGUUUGUACAUGAUCUCACCGUGGGUGUUAUUAAGAAAUGUGAAUCUGAUCAACUGGACAGUAAAUUGUCAAUAGCGUCAGAUAAAUAUAUUUCUAUGAAGUCAGCUACAGAUAGAUGUGUGAUGGAAGGAUCUUUUACUUACAACGAGCACCACCAUCAGUCCCAAACUCAGCACCACCAUCAGCCCCGGUCCAACCACCAUCCAUCCCAGCCCCUGUCCAACCACCAUCCAUCCCAGCCCCUGUCCAACCACCAUCCAUCCCAGCCCCUGUCCAACCACCAUCCAUCCCAGCCCCUGUCCAACCACCAUCCAUUCCAUCCCCUGUCCAACCACCAUCCAUUCCAUCCCCUGUCCAACCACCAUCCAUUCCAUCCCCUGUCCAACCACCAUCCAUUCCAUCCCCUGUCCAACCACCAUCCAUUCCAUCCCCUGUCCAACCACCAUCCAUUCCAUCCCCUGUCCGACCACCAUCCAUCCCAGCCCCUGUCCGACCACCAUCCAUCCCAUCCCCUGUCCGACCACCAUCCAUCCCAGCCCCUGUCCGACCACCAUCCAUCCCAGCCCCUGUCCGACCACCAUCCAUCCCAGCCCCUGUCCGACCACCAUCCAUCCCAGCCCCUGUCCGACCACCAUCCAUCCCAGCCCCUGUCCGACCACCAUCCAUCCCAGCCCCUGUCCGACCACCAUUCAUCCCAGCCCCUGUCCGACCACCAUUCAUCCCAGCCCCUGUCCGACCACCAUCCAUCCCAGCCCCUGUCCGACCACCAUCCAUCCCAGCCCCUGUCCGACCACCAUCCAUCCCAGCCCCAGUCCGAGCACCAUCCAUCCCAGCCCCUGUCCAACCACUAUCCACCCAAUCCGCCGCAGCCCCACCUACGUCCCAAAUCAACAACUCCACCCCAACCCCUUUCAAUAAGGCAUAGGAUAGUUGGCGCGUUCACCCAUAACAUGCACCACCCUCCCCAGGCCCAUCAGAAGCCCUAUGACCAGACUGCUACACCACACCCCAAAUCAUCCAGCCCUCCCCAAUCCGCCAACCCAGCCACCACCAAACUGAACCUUCAAAACAUCCCUCCUCAAUGUCUCAAACUAUCCACUUAUAAGAUCGUCCUGCCAGAUAACAUGCUCCGGGCUGUUGCUCCCCCUCCCUGCUCUACAGAGGUCCCACAGUCACCCACUGACGCUACAGCUGUAGCCAAAUCCAGCCGCAGCCCUCAUGCCCUUUCAGACAGCAACUACAGCUCCCGACCAGCCAGACAGCACUUCCUAGAGCUGCACCUCUUACUUUGUAACCUGGUUUCCAGCUGUGUGUCCCACACCCCACCCACAGAGCUCCAAAUCUGGCUGUCCCAGCUGGACAUCUCCCUUACCUCCACCGCCAUUUCCCCACCCAAGGCCCAGAAGGUGACCUCUCUGCUGGGUUCUGAGGCCAGGGAGGUGUGGCUGAGGGGACCAGAGACCCAGGCUGCCCUCCAGAAUGUGCUCCAGAGACUGGGGCAGUAUGUAGCCCAGAAGCAGUGUCCCUUCCCCCAUGUGAUGAGGGCAGGCGCGGUGUUUGUUCCCAUGCUGGUGGUCAAGGAGCUGCUCUUCCCUCAGGUCCAGGGGGUCUACAUCGACCAGGUUCUCCAGGAGCACAAGGUGGAGUUGAGACCUACCACUCUGUCUGAGGAGAGACACCUGGUGAUGCUGCAGAAACGACCAUGUUCCUCCAAGCUCCGCAGGCUCCUGUCACUCAAACACCUGCCUAACAUCUACCCUGACGUUCUCAACCUCUACUAUCACAGCUGUGUCUGCAAGAGCCUGGGUGUAGAGCCAUGUGACACGGCCAGGACACCAGAAGGAACGCUGUGUUCAGAGGAUAGCUCUGCCAGUGGGCUAUAUUCACUGGCCACUAACACUGGACCAUGUUCACAACCCAACAACCUCUGUGACAUUGGAACACAGACCACCACCUCACCACAACACCUGGAGGAAUGUAUCAGUCUGUCUCCGUCUCAGACCCCGAGCUGCAGAGCCACAGCUAGCCUCUCCUCUCAGAGACCGAGAGAGGACCCGAAGAGAGGAUCAUCAUCAUCCUCACACUUUAAGAUACACAAGAGGAAAGAGGGGAAAGGCAAGAAGAAGAAGAAGAAGAGCUUCCCCAAACCUCUGUUUGUAGGGACGAGGGAUCGCACGGUGUUGGAGGGUGGUGGGAGCACAGAGCAGGCUGGAGACUGGAACAUUCUAAAGAACACUGUUAAUCAGGAGGAGGAGGAAAGGAACGGCCGGCCAGUGUGGAGCAGUGACAAUGCAGGCAGUGACUCUGACAGGAGGGAUGGAAAGAGUGAUGGAGAGAAAAGUGGAAAGGGGGAUGGAGAGCGGAAUGGAGGCAAUAAGCUGGAGGAAGAGGAGGAGCCAUCAGCCACACCCCUGCUGGAGGAGGAGGAGGAGUCUAACUCCUGGACGUGCCCUUUGACCUCAGACGAGCUGUCUUCGUCUCCUAGCAACAGGAAUCAAGCAUCCACACUAUUGUCCGUGCCGUCCUACAAGACCCCAUCCUCAGGUUCAGCCUGGUCCCAGGGCCUCAGGACGAAGAACCAGUCAGGGAUGAUCCUCAAGCUGAGGAAGGUGUUGUUUCCUGAGGGACUUAAAGGACAACAGACGCGAUACCAGGCUGUCUCUGUCUCAGAUCCUGAACUGCGCCGACACAGUCAGCCUCCUCUCUCAGACAGCCAGCCUCUCCUCUCAGAGACAGAGGAUGGGGAGGCCAGGGGAAAGAGGGAUAGGGAGGGGGACAGAGGAGAGGCCAGGGAAAGAACCAGGGAUGGAUGUCUUUCCAGGAGGAUGUCCUCCAAGCUCCCCCAGCGAGGGCUGCAUUUCGGCGGCUUCUCUUCUACCCUGCGCCACCUCACCACUUUCUCAUCCUUCAGCCGACUGCCCUCCUCUCUGGCCUCCUCCCUGCGCCGCUCCGUCAUGAAGAUCAAGUACUGCCCCUUCUUGUCUGCCUGCCACAGCUCUGACCACCGCCGGCGCCGCUGGAUCCUUCGCUCCGCCGUGCAGCGCGCCCGCUCCGUCAUGAAGAUCUAUUACCCAGACCUGGUGGGGAGACGGAUACAACACCUCUACGAGGAGGGGGACGGGACGGAGGUGUGGUACAGGGGUCUGGUGGUGCAGGUACAUGAGCCACACCCUAACCCCCUGAAGACUGUGUUCCAGGUGAAAUAUGACUCUGAACCAGAGUGGCAGUACUACUUGGAGCUGCUCAUAGACUAUAAUAAGGGUUGGCUAAAAAUAGAGGACUGAGACAGGGCCGAGACAGGACUGAAGCCUAACUGGGCGUUUUUUCUUGUUUGGUUUUUGAAGAAUGGCUGGCUUGAAAAAGAGGAGUGAAUCCUGGUGAAACAUUAUUUUUCCUGUGUGUGUGUGUGUUUUGACUGUGUUGUUUUUCAACAGUUUGAUAUGUGUAUCGGUGCUUUUCUCUGGGCUACUACUGUUCUUGCAUUGCCUGGUGCCCCGGGUGGGUGGAGAUUUCACUUUAGGACCAAUGGAAUGGUCUACAAUAUGCAACUUCCACCCCACCCUGUGCAUCGGACGAUGCAAAACAAACUCGUCCAAUGAUCCUCAAGUUGGUCUUUGCUAGUUUGUUGUGAAACUGUCAGCUGCUGGCUGCCUCCCAAAGGAAUGCUGUUGGACAGGAUGGAGAUGAUUUUUACUUAAGAAAGACCGAUUGGUUAAACUGUGCUCCUUGCAACAUGGAAACAUAAAUCUACCAACCAUUAUGUUAAAUUGUUUGUAUUUGUAUUUAUUCAUCCUAUCAGUUAACUGUAAUUCUCUCCGGUUCACAAAAUAAUCUUGUUAGACAAGAUUUAGGCAGUUUUAAUGAAUCUUUCCUCCGGAAAAAUGUCCAAAGUCUUAAUUUAUGUUAAGCUAGUAAGGCCGUCACAGAUGGCAUCUCAAAUGGCACCCUAUUCCCUAUAUAGUGCACUAUUUUAGACCCAAAUGGCU